CUUUGUCUACUCCUGUGUUACACCACUGCAUUAAAAUCAUAAUACACCAUCCUAUCAUGGAUCUGCUCAUAAAACUUGGGCUCCUGUUGAUGGGGGUCUCAGCCACAUUUGCAGGGGUUCGAUUUUAUAUUCCUCAAGUUACAGGCAAGCAAGUUUUGGGGAAACUGACAAAUAACAGUUUUGCACUUGACGAGCCACAGUGCAUUUUUCAGCAGUAUAACACAACUGAUGUGUGGUUGGUUAUUGCACUGGAUAAGGUUGUGCCAAGUUUGACUCCAGCAAAUCUUAGUAAUCCAUCCAAUUACAAUUUAUUCCAAACUAAAAAAUACUAUCAUAUCUACAAGAGGCCAGCUACUACCUACCCAUGCUUUGAUACUGUUCCAACACCCAAUGCCAUGAUUCCAGUUGGAACUCAACUAGAUUGUCAAAAUGUUUCAUUUUGUAAUGGCAUUUUAACAGAAAAUGGACCUUAUCGCGUUAAGUUUGUUUUGCUGAACAAUACCACUCUGAUCCAAGAGACCCGCUGGUCUGCCAAAAUAAGCCCGCUAACAGGAACGAACUACAAUACUAUUGAUACAAGGAUUGAAAGACAUAGUGCAGGGAUGAUCGUAAUUAUUGUCAUUCUCUCAGUUCUCCUGGCUCUCUUGCUUGCUCUCCUAAUAGCUGCACUUGCCACCAGCAGCAAGGACAUUUGCUGGUGCCGCACUCUUGAUGCUGAAGGAAUACUGGAGGAAGAAGUUGAUAUGAGUGACUACAUCACUCCAUACAAAAAACACAAUAUAUAUUUCACUCAUUCACGCCAUAAGUUUCGUCAAAACCAAAGCAAGAUGUAAAUAAGUGUUCACAUAAAUUCAUCCUUCCUCAUCUAUACUCAUUGGAAUAUACUUUAGAUAUGCUUAAACAUAAAAUGUAAAAAGCGAUAGUUAAAGGGGUUGCUCUUAUGAAAAGUACUUAUCUUCCAUCUAAAAGAUAGAGGAUAAGUGUCUGAUUGCCAGGGGUCGACCACUGCAAUCCUCAUCAAUCAUGAGUCCCAUGUUUAAAGGGAGUCUUUCCCCUAAACUGACCAUUAUAGA
Bufo bufo (common toad) is the source of this 1073-nucleotide messenger RNA. Its product is annotated as uroplakin-3b-like. The coding region runs from base 57 to 833 and encodes 258 amino acids. The record is from RefSeq and is a predicted model, not a curated record. Lineage: Eukaryota; Metazoa; Chordata; Amphibia; Anura; Bufonidae. The transcript is spliced from 6 exons.